CUGCAAAGUUAAUUCAAAACCAAACGUUUAGUUCUAUCUCAAACCUCAAAGACCAAAUUCUUAAAUCAUAUCGCGCGCUCAGUACUCCCUUCUUCUUCCCUCAGCUUUCCCUGCGUCUCGCCCGUCCCCGAUGGUUCUUGCCAGUCGCCGCUGGGUCUUGCCCGUCACCGCUGGGUCUUUCCCGUCGCCGGUGGUACUCCAGCAAGAUCUCGGGUUUUUGUCGGGAUUUUAAUUUGGAAUUAAGUUAGAAAUUAGGGCUUGUGAAUUAGAAUUUGGGGAUUUGGGAGUUAGGGCUUUUCGUAUCAGCGGCAGAGCACCACUCGGAACCACUCCACAGCAGCGGCGUGAGUGACCGACGACAACCCGCAGUGGUGGUCGACGGAGCAAGCUAGGUUGAUUUGAUUCAGGGGAUUGGAAGAUAACCAACUUGGUGGACCUCUGCCCAAGAGCCUUGGGAAUUUGAUUAACUUGAGAACCUUGUGAGUCUGUUUUUCAGUGAACUCUAGAAGAUGAUACUUGGAGCACUUCAAAUCUGCUUAUACAACAUUAUGUUUCAAUAUGAGGAUAAUUCUUGUUGUGUUUAAAUAUAAUACUAUGCAGCUAGUUGGUGAGACUUGGUGGCUAACUGAUUGUUAUAAUAUUACAUAUUUUUCCAUGUCUUUAAAGUUUGAGGUUUUUGUGUUGUUUACUCGUUUCCUUUGCAAGAUUUUCAUAUUGUACAGUACAAGAUUCAUUUACAAAAUAUUUUCUCCUCUUGUAGAGUACUUGCUGCAAGCGUUCUUCUGGCUAUAAUAUGGGCAAAUUCUAGAUCACUUCUUUUAGCAGUUGGUCAAGAUGAUCAAAUUGCAGCUCAAGCCGGACACUAUGCUGAAUUCGUGAUCCCUGGUCUCUUUGCUUAUGGUCUUCUUUACUCACUUCAGAGAUUCUUACAAACCCAGAACAUCGUUUUCCCUAUGAUGAUAACUGCAGGGAUCACUACAUUACUGCAUUUGCCAGUUUGUUGGACUUUGGUCUUCAAAUGUGGUCUUGGAAACCGAGGAGCUGCCCUUGCAACUGGUGUAUCUUAUUGGAUUAAUUCUCGACACAGCUGCACUUGUGUGGAUGAUCCCCUUUGGUCUUAGUGGUGCUGUCAGGUAUUUUUCUCUUUUUCUUCUGAUGUUUGUGAGACUUGUUACCAAAAUUACCUCUUGAAGUGAACUAAAAAAGUAAAUGUGGGUGUUCCUGCUAAUGUUGCUGUCGGAAUAUCGCGAUUAGGAGGGUCAAUUUUGCCUGUUUCUUUGAUCUUUUACUUUCACUUUCAUAAUUCCAUUAUUUCUAAAUUUUGUUUUUGAUUUUGUUUGGUAAUUUUCGAAUUGAAAUCCUGAAUUAGAGCUUUUCAUUGAGCUUUUCAUUGCUUCUUUCUGCCCUCUCCUUACCCUGCUGCUUUCUGUCCUCUCCUCCUCUUCUUACCUGCUUUUUCUCUCUCCUAUGAUAUGGCUUACUGAAGGAGAGAAAGAUGAGUUCUUUUCUCUCAGCUUCAUAAUUGAUUUCUUCAGAUUAGGUUUAAGGAUCAAAUUUAGUAUUUAUGCAGAGUUUCAUCAUUAUCGACUUCAACAGUUAAGAUUAUGCAGGCUUUAGAUCCCCGACAAGGUGUGUUGUUGAUUUUCAAUUAAUUCAAGUAUUCAAUACUUUUGACUAUAUGCUCUCAAUUUUGCAUUUUUCUGUUAAUUAUAUUGUUGUCCCGCUUUGGAUCUCUCUGUUUAUCUCAAUGUUAGUUUACUUGUAGAUUGUUUCUUCGAUUUAUGUGGUCACAGGUUGCUGGGCGAAUUGUCCCUACAUUGUGUCAAUUUUUCUAUUGGUUUACAAUUGAUAACCCCUAAAUCUGGAUUUUUUUUUUAGUUUUAGGUUAGCUUGAUGAAAUUAAAUUCAGUUCUUAGCACAAAAUUUUCUGUAUUUUGAAGGAUUUUUGGAAGGGUCAGAAUGUCUGCUAGAAGUUGUUGACUGAAUCAAUCCAUGCCAUAAAUUUAAUAAAUGUUUCAACUGAGAUGAACUAUAGAUGAACAUUCCUCAUCCACCAAAAGUUGUCCAAUGACUGAAAUUAAACACAUGCAGACACAAAUGAAUAAACAACAGGUACUGCAGUUUGAUACCGUUCCAUCAACUCAUGCGGCUUCUCAUUCGAGUGACAGAUCGAAGGAGACUGAUCAUAAGACUCUACGAAGGCUUGCUCAGAACCGUGAGGCAGCAAGGAAAAGCCGGUUGAGGAAAAAAGUCUAUACUCUGAGGAAUGCGCCUUAUGCUAGUGAGGAAAUUGAUGUGGUUCGUGAGCAAUGGGCUAAGUUUUUUACCAGCAAAUAUUUAUUAUUGGCCUGAUCGCGCUUGAUCGAGUUGGUUUAGAUGUUAUAGACCAAUCUUUUAUAUUAAAAUGUAUGCGUACAAUUAAAUUGGAACAUAUAUUUAAAUGUACGUGCACUUUGGUUUCAUGUAUACAAAACAAUAAUUAUUGUUUUUA
Messenger RNA from Spinacia oleracea (spinach), 2491 nucleotides. RefSeq names its product transcription factor TGA5-like. The record is from RefSeq and is a predicted model, not a curated record. Gene Ontology annotation, biological process: regulation of DNA-templated transcription. NCBI's taxonomy places the organism in Eukaryota, Viridiplantae, Streptophyta, Magnoliopsida, Caryophyllales, Amaranthaceae. The coding region runs from base 2068 to 2352 and encodes 94 amino acids. The transcript has 6 exons. Gene Ontology annotation, molecular function: DNA-binding transcription factor activity.